GAUUAGCCCAGCUCUUCUACCGACUUCCCAACAUAUCUCGGGCUACUUCUAACACAUCCUUGUGAUUUUCUUGGACCUUGUUCGAAGGGGCGGGGGCCCACCCUCCCCUCCUUUGUCCCUCUCCAGCUCAACCCUACACCUCGGAGGCAAGCUGACUGACUACAGAACUCCGCAGCCAUGAUCCUUCACAGUCGACGCAAAUGUGACGCCGUCGACCAGUUGUACCAUCCUCCCAUCCAUGAUCCCAUGCUGCUCAUCACCCUUUCCACGAAUCUUGAUAUCUCGGCUUGCAGCAGCCCCGUCUUGAAACGUAGAGUCAGAUUUGCAAAAGCCAAUCGCAAUCGGCGCAGUCGCCGCCCCCCCUCCUCCCCUCGGCAUACCCGCCACGGGUUGUCCGCCAGCUAUGUAUCGAGAUGGUCCAACUUAUUCCAUGCUCUGGGCUGCCGCUAUCCAACUCCAUGCAGCGCCGGUCCUUGCGGCAGCCAUACGGUGUCUUCGUACUCUGUGAUGCCCUGCAUCACAUCAGCCCGCACCGCGCUGGUCUCAAACCCCCCCCUUUGUUCCCAUGCCGCCCCAUCUAUUCUCCCCUGUGAUAGAGACCUUAUUCGCUGUCCCUCAUCAUCGCUCGAGGGGCGUGGCUGCGGCAUUCGGGUGUAUGCUGCGUAAAGGGAAACAAAAGAAAGGGAUGGAACAGCGGGAUCUGCCACUGGUCCAUCCUUGCCGGGAUAGCGAUGGGGAUAGAGGAGCACACGAUGGAGAUAUGCCGUCCCAAGGGAUCUGAGCUGCCAAAGAUCGACAUCAUGACCUGCUACAAAGGGAGGAGGCUGCUCCCGGGGCUGUGCUAAACAGUAUCAACAGCAUGUCGAAGGGGGAACGUUGGACUUCCGCGCCACCUAGGA
Molecule: messenger RNA, 899 nt
Organism: Colletotrichum navitas
Lineage: Eukaryota; Fungi; Ascomycota; Sordariomycetes; Glomerellales; Glomerellaceae
Exons: 2
Coding region: 178-666 (162 amino acids)
Source: RefSeq, a predicted model, not a curated record